AUGGUGGAAGAGGCGGAGACACCGCUCAGCUUCACAAUCUACUCGGGCAACCGGUGCUUCCUGGUAGCCGCACCCUCAGAGUGGCAGCGAGACCGCUGGCUGGAGGACAUCUCGCGAGCCAUCCUC
This is a messenger RNA of Dibothriocephalus latus, 126 nucleotides long. NCBI's taxonomy places the organism in Eukaryota, Metazoa, Platyhelminthes, Cestoda, Diphyllobothriidea, Diphyllobothriidae. The record is from the annotation of a GenBank genome assembly.